AUGCCAAAUGAUUGCGAAGAAAUUAGAUACCGAGCCGUGAGAAAGAGGAAAAGGGGGAAAUAUGUGACCGAAAUUAGGUCAAGAAAGAGAUCACGCAUAUCGCUGGGGUCAUACUUCACUCCUCACGCUGCAGCUCGAGCUUAUGAUGCUGCGCUCUUGUGCCUUCGAGGACCCAAUGCAACGGCUUUCAAUUUUCCAGUCACGCAGAUCAACCCAGGUGUACUGGAGGUGGCAUCUGCAGAGACUAAUCGAUCACCAGAGACUAUUCGUACAGCCGCCAUCGCGAUUGGCUCUGCAUACGACGUCGUUCCUCCAGCUGAUGAUGACGAAGCGGGUAGGAAAGUUGAAGAAGCAGUACCGACCGAAUCUUCGACUGAAACCAGAGACGCACCAAAAGAUACAUCACAUCAAGUGGAAGGAGAAGAAGAAGAAGAAGAAGAGGAGGAGAAUGAUAUAAAAUAUCUGUUACAAUCUCCAGAACAUAUACCAUUUGAGGAGAGCGUUCAGAUGGCUCCACUUCAGCCAGAUUUGCAACCCUACGACCAAUCUGAAAUUUUCCAUGAUUUAGAUAGUUGGGACGCCGUGCCAAAGCCACCUGAAUAA
This is a messenger RNA of Cryptomeria japonica (Japanese cedar), 603 nucleotides long. Its product is annotated as ethylene-responsive transcription factor ERF013-like. The transcript has a single exon. NCBI's taxonomy places the organism in Eukaryota, Viridiplantae, Streptophyta, Pinopsida, Cupressales, Cupressaceae. Bases 1 to 603 code for a protein of 200 amino acids. Gene Ontology annotation, molecular function: DNA binding; DNA-binding transcription factor activity. The record is from RefSeq and is a predicted model, not a curated record. Gene Ontology annotation, biological process: regulation of DNA-templated transcription.